UAGUGGGGCUGGAGUUUUCCUCGGCGGAUUUUCUGCCGCUGUCGCCGGGCCUUGGAUCGGACCCCCUCCCCCCAGGUGAGGGAGAUCGAGAAAAUUCGACGGCGGGCGGGUAUUUUGUCGUCCGCCGGGGGUCUGUGACUGGAUGUCGGGAGCGGGCUGUCGAGUGGGGCCGGAGUCGGGCCGAUUGGCUGACGUUUAUUUUCCUGAGGGAAGCCAGUGGAGGGGGAGGAAAUACAUUGUGAAAUCAUAAUUAUUCUGGAGUACUUAGUGACUUUGAAAGGAAUUUUGGAUCCACACCAAGGAUGAUGCUGGGUGAUCCCAUAUCUUCUCAUUUUGGUAAUCGCAUGUCAGUGUCAAGCAAUUGGAGGUAUAUUUGACAACAUGAAGCCCUAACUGCAAGAAACAAGGAAAAAAACUAAGCAAGUGCUGAGUUUACAACGGUCUCCUGUCAGAAGUUGCCUGAAGUUGUUUCUCUGUUCAGUUUCCAGUGUUGAGAGUAGUUCUCACAGACUAUUGUAUCUGGGGGGAGGGGGUGGGUGGGUGGGGGUGUGAGGCAAAGAAAGGGGGGAAAUAUUUUGUAACCCCCUUAUUAAAACAAAAAUGUUUUGACAGGAAAGACACCAACUGUUUCAAAGACUAUAAUCUUGCUACCCAAACUGAAAACAUGUGACGUUCUCCUCUUGGUGUUGGGUGCCCGAAGAAAACAGACAAUCGUGCAGGCUUGCGAUCAUGAUGUUUCGGGAUCAAGUUGGUGUGUUAGCUGGGUGGUUUAAGGGGUGGAAUGAAUGUGAACAGACAGUAGCCUUGCUGUCUCUGCUGAAGAGGGUCAGCCGGACCCAGGCUCGAUUUCUUCAGAUUUGUUUGGAGCACUCGCUGGCCGAUUGCACCGAAAUCCACAUACUGGAGGGAGAGGCCAAUGAUGCUGCUUUCAUCAGUCAAUGGCAUCAAGACCCUAAGGAAAAGGUUGUUUUACAAUUGCUUUCCCAUCUUCCUCUACUUCAGCCUGGAAAUGUAGAGGCAAAGUCUGAGUACAUGAAGCUGCUGCAGAAGGUGCUGGCUUACUCCAUUGAUAGCAAUCUGUUCAUAGAAGAGAGUAGGCAGCUCCUAUCCUAUGCACUAAUCCAUCCUGCAACCUCACUGGAUGAUCGGAGUUCUCUGGCCUUAUGGCUAACUCAUUUGGAGGAGCGCAUGUCGAGCAACUACACUUCACAGAGCGUGGGCCGGGCAGACUCUAUUUACACAGGAGCAUACAACCAAAAUCAAAGACAAAACGUUGAAGACAAGCUAAAUGAAUGGCAGAACCGAGCGGAUAGUGGCAUGUGUGUCACUGUUCCUGCUUGGCAGGACAAGCCAAUGACAUGUGAGAAUGGACAUCUGCCUCUGCAUACAUCUGUGUCUGUGCCAUCUGCAAUGAACAACAUUGGAAGCAAUACUAGUACAGUUCUCCAAAGCCAAACUCAAACCAACCACAGCCCUCUGAAGCGCUCAGUUUCUCUCACUCCACCGAUCAAUAUGACAAACCAAUCUGUGGUCAGCGAGUGGAUGUCUCCAGAUGACCUGCGCACCCGAGCAGUCUACGCCCCAUCAGACCAUGCACCACUCUCCCCGCAGAGCAGCAUAGCCUCCUCUGGAAGUGGUGGCAGUGAGCAGACAGAGGAACAGGGAUCAAGUCGCAACACAUUUCAGGAGGAGGGGAGUGGAAUGAAAGAUGUGCCCACUUGGUUAAAAAGUCUUCGACUACACAAAUAUGCAUCACUAUUCUCGCAGCUAACAUAUGAAGAGAUGAUGACUCUGACUGAACACCAGUUGGAAUCUCAGAAUGUCACAAAGGGAGCACGGCACAAAAUAGCUCUGAGCAUUCAGAAGUUGCGUGAACGACAAGGUGUGCUGAAGUCAUUAGAAAAGGAUAUUCUCGAAGGAGGAAACCUGCGAAAUGCCCUUCAGGAGCUACAACAAAUAAUUAUAACUCCUAUCAAAGCCUAUACCCCACCUCAAAUGACCCUUAAAGAGGGACAUGACACAGAUUCCAAUAACUCCAACAACGCAACUGGACUGGGAACAGACAGCCGAACAACCAAAGCACCUGCCGAGAAGGAAUCGACAUCUGAUGGCUUUCAGUCCCAGAGUCCCUCGACGUGUGAUGGAGAGUCCGCAGCAGCCCCUGUAUCUGAAGGUGACAUUCCUGGACAGUUCACCAGAGUCAUGGGGAAAGUUUGCACUCAGCUGCUAGUGUCCAGGCCAGAUGAAGAAAAUAUAAGCUCUUACUUGCAGCUCCUAGAGAAGUGCCUGGCACAUGAGGCAUUUACUGAAACACAGAAGAAAAGACUCUUCUCGUGGAAGCAGCAGGUAUUUAAGCUGCUGAGGUCUUUUCCUAGAAAAGCCUUAUUGGAGAUGCCAGGUGUUCGCCAGAGAAGCUGGGGUUUUGGUCAGUCCAGUUCCCUUCCCACAGCCGGUUCUGUGGUUGGUGGCCUGAGCCGACGAGGCCAGCGGCCGUUCCAGGUACCUCCACGGGGUCUCUCUGCAAGCCGCAUGGGUCUGAUCGGCACGUCUGCUGCUAACCUGGGUGGUGUUUCUCCAAGGCACACACUUAAUCCACUAGCAAGCCAAGGCAGGCAGAACCUAUGGUUUGCAAACCCUGGUGGCAGUAAUAGCAUGCCGAGUCAAAGUCGCAGCUCUGUGCAACGGACAUACUCUCUCCCUGUGCACACCUCUCCUCAAGCCAUCCUGAUGUUCCAGCAGUCAGAAUGUCAAGUGCCAGUGACUGAACCAGAGAUUAACACAAGACUGGAGUCUCUUUGCCUCAGUAUGACGGAGCAUGCCUUAGGAGAUGGAGUGGACAAGACGUCAACUAUUUAGUACGCUGUACUUCGCUUGUGAACACUCAUUGAGAGACUGACAUUACACAACAGCUGCAGGAAAUGCCACUGAUGUUUGAUGGGGUCACUACACCUUACAAUGUAUAUUUUCGCUGAUCUUUAUUUAACCUCAGGGGAAUCAGACUGAUACCCAAAGUAGUUUCAGUCUGCUUUCCAUUAUAUUUUUUAUUUUAACUUUUUCUCAGUAUCCAUCUGGUUAAAGGUUCAGCACCGGUACAAAACUCAUUUAGCUCAACUUAAUUUAAAAGAAAACUGGGAACUAACAUGAAAUUAGUGAUUGACAGUGUGGUGCUGAGCAGUGCUCAUGACGGAGGAGAGACGGGAACUCUUGGGCUGACGUUACAAUGGUCUUAACAGAAACCUGUAUGCUUUAGUUACUGUAUCAUUCAGGUCUGGUACCGGUGCAUACAGUACUUGGCAAUAGUGCAGGUCUGGUGUUUAUCUGUCUAUCACUAAUUUAACCUAAAAUCUCUGGUCAAAGUGAUGAAAGCAAGUUAACCAUUUAAGAAAGUUUAAACUAUAUAAGAGAUGUUCUGUUCUGAAGCACACAUUACUAGAUAAAACACAAUGGUUGCAUUAGCAAAACUGCUCCAGCAUAUUCAUUGAGGAGCUGCAGAGAAUGGGAAAUUAACUGACAUUUUUCUAGGGUUAUAUCUGUGCAGUUGUGUUUGUAUUGAUGGCAAAAAUACAUCUACACAACUCCAAGUUAGCACUGUUUGGACUGAAUUUACUCUUGUGCUUUGUGGUUAAUACUGUUUGUCCAAUUUUCUACAUUGUGGAUCUGUAACAGGAGGCAAUGGUUUCCACUUCUCCCCACCAAUAGAAUCUCUGAAGUACCACCCUCUCCUCUCUACUUCCCCACCCACUUGCCCUGGUUGAGUUGACAACUGGGAUUCUAAAGGAGCCUCUGACACUUAUCCCAUGGACUGUUAGAGCAUUUGGUUUACUUUCAAAUUUCAUGAAGGCUACCUUGAUCUUUUGGAAAAGGUUGGCUGAUUCUUAGAACACUGAGAAAAGAUGGAAACUCCAUGGUGGUGUAAAUUUUGGAAAGAAAGUCCUGCAUCUGGUUGGCUGGUGAAGUUUUAAGCAGCAACAUCUGGGAGUUGAUAAACAAUGCAAGGAUUGUCAGGUGACUAAUCUCCAGUGGUUGAACUUCAACCAGCUGACGGUGUUUCACUUCAAUCCUGUUAAAGCAUAAACCAGGCCAAUAUAUACUCCAUUCCACACCACCGACUCCCCCCCCUUCCAGUGCCUUUUCACCUGUGUCUGGCCAUCUCCCUCAAUUUGGAGCUUGUCAUUGCAUAUUAACCUUGUGAAACUGAGAGUAGAACUUUUUUUUACUUCCCUGAACUCUUGGUCUUGUACCAGAGCAGCAGAAAAUCUUGCUACCUUGGUCCUGCAAAAGUACCUGCAAUGCAUCCAACCUGCAAAAGUACCUGCAAUGCAUCCAACCUAGAAGGUUUUCCUCCAACUUGUAGGACUGAAAUGAAUGUACAUUUAUGACCAUUGCACCUGUGGUGAAUUCUGCUGAUUUGGAGCUGCCAGACCAGGUUUUGCGUAGCUCUGGGCAAGGUAGGAGAAUGCAAACACUGGCUUAUUGAACAGUGAUGUGGCAGGGAAAGACUUGCAGCUGCUGGUUCAUUCUGGCACCCAGCAAGUGGCCAUGAAGAGAGUGUUCACCAAAUUAUUUCAAGCUGAUAGUUUCCACUUUCAGUGUUUGCUACCUGAAUACAGAACUGUUUUGUAGUCCAGUGGGCAUGGAUAUUUUGUAUUUACAGGCAUUGUUCCUCUUUGUGCCUUUCUCAUUUGCUAACGUUGAAAUAAUUAUCAAUGGGAUUGUAGGCUAAUUAUGGCAAAAUCAGUCCUGCUUCUAUCCAGAGGUACAGCAUCUCCUGUCAUUGAACAAAAUGCAACUUCUGUACCAACGACAAACUACCGAGGAGUUCUUCUGUAGUGAUGGUGCUUUCAGAACAUGAUAUUUCUUUGAAAUGAUGUAAGGAAAGAAUCUUUCUUUUUUGUUGAAAAAGUUAACAGAGCAAGGUAUUGGGGAGUCGUGUAUUUGUAACUCUCCCAGUUGCUUAGUUACAUUUAAGAGUUCAUGGGUCAUAAUUUUCUAGCAUGAGGCACAGAAUGGGGGAGGGGGGAAAUGUGUAUGUUCAAAGAAAAAUGGUUUCAUGUAUAUAGUAAAUGUAUGUAUGGAAAAGUGAGAAUAAUUCUUGAAAGGGUUUCAGUGCUAUAAGGGCCUGUUUAUAUGAAUCACAUUUUUUGCCUGGAGUCUUGUGGCUUCAGUAAAGGACUUUUAUGUGUUUACAUUUUAAGAGGGGAGAGGGGGCAUAUAUAACACGAGCAUGACUUUAAAUGACUUUGGAUUUUAAUGGUUCUGUCACUCUGGUCAAGGGAAUUAUUCUAAAUUUCUUCAUCUGGUAAGAAAUUACUUUCAAGCUGUCGUCUUGAAGAGGCGUGUACAAGGGUAGGAUGACCAGCUCAAACAAUUGGACACUUUUUAAUGAACUUGAUCAGUGAUGUUUGUACCAAAGGUGGGAAAGGACUACCCUGAACCUGCUGGUGGAAAUUCACUUGAGGAAAAAGUAGCUGCAGGAUUGGAAAACCACAAAUCUAUUUCUGUCUAUUUCUCAAAUAAUCCACUCUAAUGGGAUGCCAUAUCAUCCUAUACAUGGUCAUGCUUUCCGGUUGCCAGGUUCCUGCUCUAGGUUUAGCAAAACUAUUUGCUUUGCUAACUUCCAAAAUCAGCAAAGUGAGAGAUUUAAUUGAGUUUCUUUCCUUGACAUAUUGAACCAAAAAUAUAAUUUUGUAUAAAAUUCUGCAGAGCAUGAAGAAUCCCAGUUGAGGUUUCUACCUUCAGAUUUAGAAUGAGCACAAAAUAUUUCUUUGCAACAACUCCUCUUCUACCCACCCCCAUUGUAGAGCUGUAGGAAUUGUAUUCUUGAUAAUGUUUAUAUAACAAAUGCCAGGGGCACAUUUUUAAACCAGGGUGGAUGCCCGAUAGUUUGACAAAGAGUUGGGCUCUGUUACACCAGUCAGAAUGCAGAGUUCACAGAUGCUUGUCUUUUAAUUUCCUUGUGGUUUAUCUUGCCUUCGAGGUGUAUUCAAAGGGCCUUUUCUUGUCCAUCCAAAAACCACUGGAAAUUGAGCUAUCCUCUAUAAGCAAAGAAUGUAAGAGAUGGUGUUCCCACUUCAUUUGCCUUUUUUUUGGUAUUAAACUCCUGUCAUUCCAUGAAAGUGAGACACCCUCACUGUUUUGGUUGCAGUGCUCCAGUGCAUUAGUUGGAGAGGGGUGUCUUUUUUUGUUUUGCUUGCUUUAUGGCAAAAGAUCUCUUGCUGUUUUCUGUGCUACCUCUACCAAUGAUGGUCCAGGGCUGCAGUUGGGUACUGAAGUCAUUUCUUUGCACUGUUUGGUACUGGGAAUGCUACAUCAGCUAUGCAAGAGCAUGCCUACACUUGGGUUUGUUUAAAUGUGCAACUUGAUAAAUUUAUAAAUUUUAGGCAUGUGUUUAGCUUCUGUCAGCCUUUGCUGAACUAGUGCAUUUGGCAUAGAUUUCUGUUAAUGCUGUGUGAAAUUGGAAGUGUAGCUGGUUCCUGUAAGAAUGCAAGUCCAGUGUACAUCCUCCAAAACAUAACUAGAUGUUACAAACUGCAUGAAGGGGCUUUACAGUUCAGUUGGAUUUAUUUUCCUCCCUCUUAAAUUAGCUGUAACUCUCAUCCUGUGCCACAGCCCCUACAUUGUAAAUGUGCCAGAACAGUGAGGUUAUCUGGAGCUUGAUCUUUGAAGUCAUGGUCUUCAUACUUUCUCAACUCCAUCCAGUUCUGCCCCUCUUCCUACACAACUGAACUCUGCAUGAAGUUGGACUCCUGCCGCUCAUUGCUGGCUAGUCAACAAAGUAGCCCCCGACAGAUUUGUCUGCUGCCUUCUUAAGGUCUGACUUGUGACCAGCUGGGGAAGAAGGACACAGGGCUGUGUUAUGUAACGUCUUUAGCUGAAUUAAAAGGUAGAAAAAUAAGAACUGCUACCCAUGUCACUAAUUUAACCCUUCCCACCCUGGGUAAAAUGCUUUGUUCAUUUUGAUCUAUUGACAGGGUUGUUAAUGCUACAGGUCAUGACCAAACCUCAAGUACGUUUAAUACCAUUUUAAUAGUUUCUCUGUCACGGUUUUUUGUUUUUGGAAGAUAUAAAAACAUAAGGCCAUAGUGAUUUGUGGUUUUGUCACAGGGCUGCCAGUGAACAGCUUGGGGAAUAUCUUGCCCUCAAUAAUGCAAGGUAAUGCCAAAUGUUAGUAUGUCCCAUGACACUGCUUAUUUAUGUGUUUAGCCAAAAACAGAAAUAUUGCACCUUUUGGUUAAAGUUGGAGUCUGAUGAAAGAUGGGCUGCCUCCUAUCUUGAGAAUUCCAGUUUUAAGUAACCUUGAAUCACUCGUUUCACUGAGAAAUCCUGUAGCUAUGUCUGAAAUUAGAACACAGUUACCUUGCUAAUUUCAAGGCAGUCUGGGACUAAACCGCACAAAUAGUAUCACACUUCUGCUGCUUAAGUUUCAAGACUUGCUGGCUUCGUCCUAUUGUAGUCAGUUAGUAUUGACCAGCGGUAUUAAGGAAUCUUCCCUUCUCCCUCUCCACAGACUAAGCAAAAUAAGGACUAGGUUUAUAAAUAGCCCACUUCACCACCUUGGGUGUAUUGGUGAGUUUGGGUCUUUUUGGGUAUCAACUGCUGUACAGCUGAUGAGGAUGCUACCAUGGCAACAGUUUCCUGUUUUAGUAUAACAUGAAAUUAGAGACUUGAGCUGGGUGUAGAGGGGCAGGCCCCCCUGUGUGGUUCAAUCCUGUUUAAACAUCUGUACAGCAUAUGUUGUAGCCUGUGUGCUCGGGGGGCUAGUGUGUACAGGCCUCUUAAGGCAAGUGGUGCAUGGCUUUAAGUAACUUGUCAACCUGAACAAUCACUUGAGUCUGUUUCCAUUUCAUACCUUGUGAAUCAAAAAUGUGGCAACAUUUAGAUCAUUUACCUGAUCAAUUGAAACAAUAAACUGUGCUAAAGUAAAUCUCUCAUUAGAGUGCAGGGUUUCCUGAUUCCUGUUAGCAUUUUCCAAUCUUGUGUUGCUAAAAUACUGUCUGGCUUGAAAAUCAAUGCAUGGGCAUUUUGGUGCUUUAAACAGUUCAAACAUUUUAAACCUCCUAAAGACGGUAAUUAAAUGUAUGAAGUUUGGGGUUUUUGAUUUCAUUCAACUCUAACACCAAGUUGGAGGUUUGUCUGAACCGGAGAAAUGAAUUCAAAGUCUAUCAACAUAACUCGGAUUGAAUGAAAUUUUGUGACUUGCAUUCAGUGGAUCCUGAGCUGGGCCUGAAUGAACUUGGUGCUGAGAUGGACAAAGGUGUACACACUUUUUCCACGACUGGACUGGGAAGUGAAUUACUCUAAAAACCAGAAAUAUCCUUUUAAAAAUGAAGGUCAAAAGAAUUUUCCUGUUCUGACUGUUUCGAGGUGUGACCAGGUUGUGUGUCUUUUGUACCUUGCUGAAGUGUGGUGCAGGUAAUGCAGGGCAUCUGGUGAACUUGGUCACUAUUUUUGGGCUGAAGAUCUGGAAUGGAUCAAAGUGGAUGGACAUCUAAACCAAAGUCAUUUAAAGUUUGUUGUGUUUAAAGCUUCACCCUUUUUUACAAGCUACGAUACAUGUUUAAAACACAAGUUAAGUAACCCAUUUUUCUAUUACACAAUUAUUAUUUUUAAAUGCCUUUGCAGCAGGUUUGCUUCCUCGUGUAAAAGGGAAGUUGUACUUCUCAAGACAGAAUUGGAGGGGUUUUGGGGAGGGGGGAGGGUUUGAUGUAUAAAGAAAUAGUGGAAUGUUGAAGCAACGUUGGAGCUGGUGUUGAAAAGUUUUAGAUCUGUAGCAGCUAGGUGUUUGCUGCUGGGCAGGGGAGGGAGGGGAAAUUUAAUAGCCAAACUUUGGAAUAUGCCUGUUCCUUAAAUAUUUGCUUUCCCAGGACCGGAACGGACUCAUUCCUGGUUUCUAAGGUUUCACUUGUUCUUUCUCUCAGCACCUUGGCAAUUAAAUGUGUUGGAAAAUAUCCAUUUCAAGGAGGGCAUCACUGAACUGUGGGGCCCUUUUUCUCCUGCACAUAACUUCAAGUCCUGGGUAAUGGAUGGCAGGUCGUUUAGUUCUGGUAUAGCCAUUCACUUACCUCUGACCACUCAUCUUGGCAUCAGAUAAGGAUAUAAGAGGCCUGAUUUUAAAGCUGCAUGAUUCUGUCUUGUUCAAGAAGCAUCAAAGUACCACCAGUAACUGCACCUCACCCAUGGCAACCUUGGCUGUCCAUGAGCUGGCAUUAGUUCCUAGUUGAGCAAUUAACAACAGGCUUCCUACACUUCCCAAUCAAUCUGUUUUCUGCUUUCCUGGUAAGAGCCAGUCUGGGUGUUGGGUGUGAAUAGAAUUGGGCCUAGCUGUGCUACCAACUAUGUUCAGCCCAUGUGUUGACAUUUGCCAUCUUGGUUGUCUGAAAUGGCUGCUUAAGAGGGGAGAGAAAUACAACAGGACUGUCCCAGACAUUUACUUUUGUUGUUGUGUUUAUGGGGGGGGGGGGGGGGGGGAGAGAAAGUUCAAUUUUCACCAGUUAAAAUGGAAUUUGGAUUAAAAGGCUUCUGUAGAAUAAAAUUUGAAAGGCACUCCACACACCUGUUCAUUUGGGUAAAAAAGAUUUGAGACAAAUUGGGAACCUUUUUGUCCUUCUAGUUUCUGGAAUUUGACUCCAUUUGCUAAACUUCAAAGAAAUCCACCCGUAUGCAGGCUGAGGCUCUUAAAGAAACCAGGAAUCUCUGCUCUGGUGUAACGUUCUGACAUCCCUUUGUGUUCUGUCUGAUGCCACGAAAAUAAUUUUCUUACUAAACAAUAAAUAUCCAAAAGUGCACAA
Pristis pectinata (smalltooth sawfish) is the source of this 9788-nucleotide messenger RNA. RefSeq names its product protein Smaug homolog 1-like. Lineage: Eukaryota; Metazoa; Chordata; Chondrichthyes; Rhinopristiformes; Pristidae. Gene Ontology annotation, biological process: regulation of mRNA stability; nuclear-transcribed mRNA poly(A) tail shortening; negative regulation of translation. Bases 730 to 2856 code for a protein of 708 amino acids. Gene Ontology annotation, molecular function: mRNA binding; translation repressor activity; protein binding. Gene Ontology annotation, cellular component: P-body. The transcript has 14 exons. The record is from RefSeq and is a predicted model, not a curated record.